Messenger RNA from Pan troglodytes (chimpanzee), 2051 nucleotides. It is a transcript of the gene SPRYD4, whose product is annotated as SPRY domain containing 4. Gene Ontology annotation, molecular function: protein binding. The record is from RefSeq and is a predicted model, not a curated record. Bases 19 to 642 code for a protein of 207 amino acids. NCBI's taxonomy places the organism in Eukaryota, Metazoa, Chordata, Mammalia, Primates, Hominidae. The transcript is spliced from 2 exons.
GUUCAUCCAAGGCGCAAGAUGGCGCUGCUUUUUGCACGUUCUUUGCGCUUGUGCCGCUGGGGAGCCAAACGAUUGGGAGUUGCCUCCACAGAGGCCCAGAGAGGCGUCAGUUUCAAACUGGAAGAAAAAACCGCCCACAGCAGCCUGGCACUCUUCAGAGAUGAUACGGGUGUCAAAUAUGGCUUGGUGGGAUUGGAGCCCACCAAGGUGGCCUUGAAUGUGGAGCGCUUCCGGGAGUGGGCAGUGGUGCUGGCAGACACAGCGGUCACCAGUGGCAGACACUACUGGGAAGUGACAGUGAAGCGCUCCCAGCAGUUCCGGAUAGGAGUGGCAGAUGUGGACAUGUCCCGGGAUAGCUGCAUUGGUGUUGAUGAUCGUUCCUGGGUGUUCACCUAUGCCCAGCGCAAGUGGUACACCAUGUUGGCCAACGAGAAAGCCCCAGUUGAGGGUAUUGGGCAGCCAGAGAAGGUGGGGCUGUUGCUGGAGUAUGAGGCCCAGAAGCUGAGCCUGGUGGAUGUGAGCCAGGUCUCUGUGGUUCACACGCUACAGACAGAUUUCCGGGGUCCAGUGGUGCCUGCCUUUGCUCUCUGGGAUGGGGAGCUGCUGACCCAUUCAGGGCUUGAGGUGCCCGAGGGCCUCUAGUAUGUCCAUUACUGGAGUCCCUAAUCACGCCUUUGGCCAGCCUCCUUUUGAAAGUGUCUGAAGCCUUUUUACUUUGCCUCAAGCAACCUCUAGCUCCCACAAUUCAGUGUUGGAUCCUCUGUGCAAUAUCAUAAUCAUCUUCCUCAUCCCCUACCUUGUGAAAGCUAGGCAUACAGCCAAACCCUCCUUUUCCCCACCCACCAACUACUGCCAAUUUCCUAGGCUACCAUGGGUGUAUCUUCCCUGACCUGCUUCCUUCAGUCUCUCUGCCUCCCUUUGCCCAGGCCUUUCUCAGACUGUAUUCCAUCCUGGGGUCUUAUCAUUCAGCUUUGUUUGAAUUUAUUAAUCACCAUGAUACCUCUCCCUCCCUUUGUCCACAUGUAACUUGUUCUUGGGGCUCUACCAGAUCGCUGAAGAGUAAAUCCUUUCUACCUCUGGCUGAAGGAGUGGUGCAGUCAAUGACUUGGCCCUUUUUCUACAGCACAUUUAGAGUUUGGGCUCUGGCUCCCUCAGUAAGUGCUUUAUUAACUCAGUGUGUCAAAAUGAAAACAGAGCCCUCCUUCCCCAGUAGCUCAGUGCCACAGACCUUCAGCCCCACACAGCUGUAGCUAUCCUUACCCUGAGUCCAUCUACCUUAAAUCUGUACCUCUGACACCCAGCCAGUCUGUCAUAAUCAUUAUCCCAGUUAUAACCUUGACCAAAGGGGAAGAGAGACACUUGGGCGAUAUCUAGGGGAUGAGUGCUAGAAACUAUUUAUUUAUUUUUUGAGACAGAGUCUCACUCUGUCACCCAGGCUGGAGUGCAGUGGCAUGAUCUUGGCUCACUGCAAACUCUGCCUUUUGGGUUCAAGCGACUCUUGUGCCUCAGCCUCCUGAGUAGCUGGGAUUACAGGUGUGUGCCACCAUGCCCGUCUAAUUUUUAUAUUUUUAGUAGAGAUGGGGUUUCACCAUAUUGGCCAGGCUGGUCUCGAACUCCUGGCCUCAUGUGAUCAGCCCACCUUCGCCUCCCAAAGUGCUGGGAUUUCAGGCGUGAGCCACCACACCCGGCCAAAACUGUUUAUUCUUGAGAAAUUCCAUCUUCAUUUCUGCCACAGUUGGAACUUCCCGAGGAAGGAAGGAGGCCUGAGGUUUUGCACAAUCUGUUUCAGAGCCUGUUUAGACUCAAACCUACGCUUCCCUUGGCAGCAGAAUACACUUAACCUAAAGCAGUAUUUGGAGUUGAGAAAAACCUGGUGGGGUAAGUGAAUAUGUACUGUUUGGUAGGGUAGGUAGAGAAGCUGUGCUUUGACCCUGUGAUUCCAUCUUUUUCUACCUUCUAUGAUGGUGAUGAAGCUAGAUACCCCUAGGGAAGAAAGAAGGACUGGGUUUAGCAAAAAUGAUUUGGUAAUUAAAGUUUAUUUGAACACAAAA